Messenger RNA from Camellia sinensis, 420 nucleotides. RefSeq names its product putative invertase inhibitor. Gene Ontology annotation, molecular function: pectinesterase inhibitor activity. Lineage: Eukaryota; Viridiplantae; Streptophyta; Magnoliopsida; Ericales; Theaceae. Gene Ontology annotation, biological process: negative regulation of catalytic activity. The record is from RefSeq and is a predicted model, not a curated record.
AUGAACUACGACUUCUGCAAAACCACUCUUGAUCGUCAUUCUAGAACUCACAAAGCUAACAUGAAUGAGCUUGGCAUAAUCACUCUCCUCGCAGCUAUAGCACAAGCAAGGGUGAACAAGUAUGUGGUGAAUGAGUUGUUCCAGAAGGAAAUUGAGCCAAUAAUGGUGGAACAGCUUGCAAAUUGCUUCAUUGAUUACACAGUGACUCUGGGCAAGUUACAGGGUGCAUACAGACUAUCAUAUGAAAAGGAUUACAACAGCAUGAUUCAGUUGGUGAAUAAUGCAAUGAAGAUGAGCACAAAAUGUGAAAAUCGUUUCAGGAAGCCUCCAAUUCGCACAUCUCCUAUAACUGAUUAUAACCAAAAAAUGGUCUGGUUCACCGACAUGGCUUCUGUUGUUCUGGAAAUGCUUGAUAAUUAG